This is a messenger RNA of Corticium candelabrum, 1900 nucleotides long. Its product is annotated as centrosomal AT-AC splicing factor-like. The record is from RefSeq and is a predicted model, not a curated record. The transcript has 15 exons. Lineage: Eukaryota; Metazoa; Porifera; Homoscleromorpha; Homosclerophorida; Plakinidae. Bases 21 to 1538 code for a protein of 505 amino acids.
AAUGUUCUUUCUAUGUGGUUAUGUCUGUUGUUGAGUACGCAUUUUGUAAAGUUUGUAGAAUUCAUCACAACGCGGGGAGGAGGCACAAUUUUACUAAGAAACAUAAAGAUCGUUUAUCUGUUAUUUUGUUGAAGUUUAGAAAGAAGGAAAGUUGGAUGGUCAAGGAUGCGAGAAGGUGUUUGAAGAAACCAGUUGUGGAGGAAGGCGAGGUGGAACCCGAUGCAAAGAUAUGGUGCUAUUGCUGUGAAGAGGAGGUGAACAAGCACGUGACAGACAGAGACAUAAGCAUCGUUCAGGGAGGAGUACUGCAACACAUGGCAAGUUCAGAUCACCACAAGAAGACAAGGCAUUUCUGGUGGCAACACGGAGUGGACAUUACUGAACAACCUCAUUUCUUGUUGCAUCAGCUCGACUAUGAGAGAUAUGUGGAGGUGGUUGAUGUAGCUGUAAAGGCAGUAGAAGAGAAAAUAGAAGAGAAACAGAAAAAGGAUGUAGCCGCAUUGAGACAGCAAGACAUCAAACGAAAGAUGUUUUUCCACAGUCAGUCAUCUUCUGCUCUUCCAUCUCAGACUGCUGCACAUGUCAGGGAUUGGCAUGCAAAGAGUGAAGGCGAUGGCAUUCGUUACGAAUUCUCAAAUUCUGACAUGGCAGUAACAUGUUUAUACAACGCAGUGACGGUCUCUAAUAGCUUCACUUCUAUUGCAUCGAGUGCUUCUGGUAGAACGAAAAACCAGAGAUCAAAAGGCAACGUUUAUACUGGUGCCGUCCCACCAUGGCUUCGAGGUGAUGACAACGACGAUGAUGAGACGUCGAUUAUUGGUCCAUCUGAAGAGUUGUUUUUGAAUCACGUGUUAUGUAAGAAGAAUAGAGGCAAGAAUCCAAAGCGGGUCGGUGCUGAAUUCAUGCAGCAGAUGAAACACAUGAAACGUGAUGAGGAUGAUGAUGAUGGAUGGUUGCCUUCAUUUGGACGAGUUUGGAAUCAUGGUCCUCGUUCACACUCAAAAUUCGAGUUCAUAAGUGAGAGCGGAAUACGAAAACGUUGCAAGCAUGGGGGCAGAAAUCACAGGAUGCAACACGAUGAUGGUUCAGUACUUCACACAGUAUUGAGUGCAUCGUUACAAGAUGAUGAUGCUGCACAACGUCAGUCAAACACUUUUACAUCUGAAGCUCUCAGUGCACCAACAUUUGAUGCUUUUCCUGAUGCUGUUGUACAACAUCCAGAGACUGUUUAUACGGGCUAUUCAGUAGAUCACGUGACAUUCAGAUCGAGGCAGUUGCAAGACUUGAGCGUUCAGAAUCAAACACAUGCACGUGUAGACGUUCCAGUAAACACGAUUGUUGAGUCACUGUAUGAUGCUUGUCCUAUAGCAUCGUCGGCGUUACCAGACACCAACAAAUUAAAAGAAAGCAAGGAGACAAUGCUGACUCAAGCAUCUCUUACUGAUAGUAACAAACUUUUGUUGUUGAGCGAAAUGCUGGCAAAACAUAAACAAGAGCUUCUUCAAUCGUUGAAGAGAAAGAAGGGUGACAAUCAAUAGUAUUGUAUGAUAUAGUAUUAGUAGAUGAUAUAGGCUGUACUUGGUGGUCAAAACUGGAGGACAAUAUUGAUAUUAAAAUAAUUAUAUAUGAACACACACACACACACACACACACACACACACACACACACACACACACACACACACACACACACACACAGACACACACACACAUUCCAGCCUAAUUAGCUAAAAGUUGUUGAUAUUAAUAAAAAGCAGUUAGAGGGCAAUUUGAGGGUAAAUGUAAAAAUGUUAGAAUAAAAUUAAAAAUACAUGUUUUGAUAAUAUUACAUUUAUUUUAAUUAAUUAAUUAUGGAAUCAUGUAUAAUAAUUUAAUUUAAAGUGCACCACAAAGGUUUGGG